CUCUUUAUAAAACGUAAAUGUAUUACACGUUAAGAGCUCGCAAAUAGAGGAAUAGGCAUGCAUUCAUUUGACUGAAGUUCAGCUACAAUGUUUGACACAUAGCUAUCUUCAAAAUUCGUUAUAGAAGAUGGUGCUUUAUAAAAGUUGUUAUAAAAUAAUAAUCAAAUGUUUUGUUUGGCAUUGAUAGGCGCUGCAGAAGGAACAAAAAAAUUAUUUUUUUGGAAUAUUUUAUGUUUCCAAAAUCAUCAAAUUUGAUAGAUACAUUAAAUCGCUAAUAAAUAAUCCAUAAAGCAUGGCUGCCUCAACCGAAACUGGUGUGCACUUGAACUCUAGAAGAAUGUCCACCAAAUUUAAAAGUUUUUCAGCCCGACUUACUAGAAAAAAAUAUACUGACACAAAUGUCUUAGAAACUAAUUUACGCCGAUGUCUCAACACAGCAGAUAUCACUCUUCUAGCCGUUGGUCACAUGGUUGGAUCUGGUGUCUAUGUUCUAACUGCAACUGUGUCCAAAAAUAUUGCAGGUCCGGCGAUAAUCUUAGCUUUCUUGCUCAGUGGAUUUGCUUCAUUUUUAGCUGCUUUGUGUUACGCUGAACUUGGAGUUAGAUAUCCAAGAUCUGGAUCUGCAUAUUCAUAUACGUAUUUAGCCCUUGGAGAACUAUGGGCUUUUCUAGUCGGUUGGAAUGUAGCACUGGAACAUGUCAUAGGUGCAGCUGCUACAGCUAGAUCAUGCAGUGCUUACAUAGACUCUUUAACUGGAGGUCGAAUCAAAAAUGGAACAAUAACAUUUAUUGGUGAAAUCAACCAACCAUAUAUGGCAGAAUACUUAGAUUUCCUAGCAUUAGGAAUUUUAACUUUAUUUGUGAUAUAUUUGUCAUUUGGGGUUAGAAUGACUUCACAUUUAAAUAACGUGUUCACAUACGUAAACUUAUGUGUUAUACUUAUUAUAAUCGGUGUAGGAGCAUACUUUGCUGAUACGGCGAAUUGGACUAAUCCAGAAAGAGGAGGAUUCCUGCCGUAUGGUUUUUCGGGAGUUCUUGCUGCAGCUGCUUCAUGCUUCUAUGCUUACGUGGGAUUUGAUGCAAUCGCCUCAUCGGGGGAGGAAGUAAAAAAUCCACAGAAAUCUAUACCCAAAGCAACUAUGUUUUCAAUGGCUAUUGCUACUAUUGCUUACGUUGGAGUAUCUACUGUAUUAACUCUGAUGGUUAACUACAAGGAUAUUGUCGAAGACUCUGGAUUACCGGAAGCUUUAGCUUAUCAUGGCGCACAUUGGGCAAAAAUAGUAGUGAUUGUAGGAGCUGUUAGUGGUAUGGCUACUGCAAUAAUUGGAAGCCUCUUUGCCCUAACCAGAGUAACAUAUGUUAUGGCAGAUGAUGGACUUUUGUUUGCUUUUUGUGCAAAUGUUAACUCGAAAACCAAAAUCCCCUUAACAGCAAUGUAUAUUUUCUCUUCCCUGUCCGGCAUCCUUACAUUAGUUUUUGACAUCAGUAUUUUAGUAGAAAUGCUUUCGAUUGGAACCUUGUUUGCUUACUUAGUUGUUAGUGCUUCAGUCAUAGUCCUUAGAUACAAACCAGCCGCUGAACUAAAGACAAAUUGGCAAGAACUCAGCCCAAUUGGAGGUGAUAAAAGCAAAGAAAUACAGGUGGUAGAGGCUGUAGAUCCUGCAGGACAAUUAAAAAGCCAGUUCAGAAAACUACAGGCUUUCAUUGACUGGCACCCGGGGAAGCUUGUUCUUAUGUGCUUGACAAGCUAUGUAGUGUUCACAUUUCUGCUGUGUGGAUUUGUGAGAGUGUGUUAUGUCAGCAUAAUUGAGGGUGCUUGGUGGUCUAUUUGUAUAGUGGUCAUUCUACUCUGUGGUUUUGCAAUAUCAUUCAUUCUGAUAAUGCUUCAUGAACAAUCCUCAUUACAUAUUAAUUAUAAGGUACCUCUGGUUCCUUUGAUUCCGGCAUUAAGCAUUUUUUUCAAUGUGCUCCUUUUAGUAAAUCUUCAAGCUGCCACGUGGUUGAGAUUAUUAGUUUGGGUAAUUGUAGGUUUGUCAAUAUACUUUGCAUACGGCAUUUCCCAUAGCAAACUUAACGCUACUUCGUCGACAUCCAAGUUAAAUGCCUCACAGCCAACAAUAUCAGAGUUAAUAAAAUGAUUCGAAAGUUUUGAUGACUGAAAAAGAAAAAAAUCUCAGAACAAGCCAAUAUCCUGUCCAAAGAAGGUUUUCUAUAGAUAAUACUAAUCUACAUUGAUACAUAUCAUUAAAUAAUGUAAUUCUAAAUUUUUCCUCUCACAUAAUGAAGUGUGUUAAGCAAAAACUCAUAUUUAUUAUUAUUAUUUUUUAUAUGCAUAAAUUGAAUUAAUCUACUCAAGAUAUUAAUAACAUGAACUCAAGAAAGUAGAGAAAAAAUGAUCAAGUAGUAAUGCAUUACUACCCUCGCUGUUUUAAAUUUUGCAAAAAAAAAUUUUGAUUUUCGAGUUUUUGGCAAUUUUUUAUACUUUAAAAAAUUUAGACGAUAGAGGGUGGAUUCAGCACACAUCCACAACAGAACGUCUGUCCUUUUUUUUUUUUAGAAAGAAGAAAAGACAAGAAAUAAAGGCUUUACUUUAUUAGCUUGGGGGGGGGGAUAGCUUUUUACACCUUUUUGAAUAGUAACUGAUUUUUUUUUCUAAACAUUAAAGCAAUAUUUUGUUA
Messenger RNA from Parasteatoda tepidariorum (common house spider), 2677 nucleotides. RefSeq names its product cationic amino acid transporter 4. Gene Ontology annotation, molecular function: amino acid transmembrane transporter activity. Gene Ontology annotation, biological process: amino acid transport; transmembrane transport. Gene Ontology annotation, cellular component: plasma membrane. The record is from RefSeq and is a predicted model, not a curated record. NCBI's taxonomy places the organism in Eukaryota, Metazoa, Arthropoda, Arachnida, Araneae, Theridiidae.